CUCCCCAGUCACUGCCCACCACACUUCACUGCUUCUCUUCCUUGUUUCUUUAAUGGCCCAUCUGAUAAGGCUGACAUUGAUCUAAAAACCACUUUUGAAGAAGCCACCUGAAGCCACACCGUCUGCUAAGAGCAAAAAAAAAAAAAAAAAGGAAUCCUCUUAUUCAUCUGUGGUCAUCAUUGCUUGGAGCUGCAGCUGUAAGAACAGCCCUAGAUUCUUUACAAACCUCACAAGGCUGAUCCUUGAUUUCCAUAAAGGAGGAGACAUAAACUAAGUCCAUGGAGCCAGACCUCCUCAAUGCUUUUACAGAGGUGGUUGCACUUAAUCAGUUACAAGAGGAGGAUAUUGUUCCAGGAGAAAAGCGGAAAUGCAUAAAAGCAAGUUCUCUAAAUGAUCCCAAACUGGAAGCUCUGCAAAAGUUCUUGAUAGAAUGGAUCAACACAACCUUGAAGCAUGAACACAUUGUGGUGAAAAGCCUUGAGCAAGACUUAUAUGAUGGAUUAAUACUUCACCAUCUCUUAGAGAAACUUGGUUCCCUCACUCUGGAAGUAGAGAAUAUUGCAUUAACAGAAAGAAAACAAAGGCUUAAGCUUGCAAUUAUUCUGAAAACUCUGAAUGAGUGUUUACACCUAGAAGAAAGCAAAUUGAAAUGGAGUGUGGAUGCCAUCUUCAAGAAGGACUUGUUAAGUACAUUGCAUCUUCUAGUGGCUAUCAUUGGACACUUUCAGCCAGAGCUUGCUGUCCCUCCAAAUGUUCAUGUCGAUGUAGUAAUCACUGAGUGUACCUUACAUGGAUUAAAGACAGAAAAUGAAGUUGAGUACAUCACCAAAAGCAGGGAAGCUGCAGAAGACGCUUCUAAAGCUGAAAUCUUUGAUGAAUUAUUGAAACAUGCUCCGGAGAAACUGGAUGCUGUCAAAGAGGUGUUUUUGAAAUUUGUCAACAGGCAUAUCAGAAAAUUAGGAAUAACUGUGAAAGAUGCUAACUCUCAGUUUGCAGAUGGAGUCAUUUUACUCUUACUAAUUGGGCAGCUUGAGGGCUAUUUCCUGAAUCUGGGAGAUUUCUUUUUGCAUCCAAGUUCUACUUCAGAAAUGGUGCACAAUGUUAACCUUGCUGUAGACUUGCUCCUGGAUGGAGGCCUUCUAAACACUCCCAUCAACCCUGAAGAUAUUGUGAACCAAGAUAUGAAGGCCACAUUACUCAUCUUGUACUGCCUCUAUUGUAGGUACAAAACCAAAGACACAUGAAGAAUAGAAAUCAAUUGCUUGCUAGUGAAUAGACUAAUUCUCAGUGUCAAACUUUGUAUGCUUCUUUUCAUAUACAUUUGCACUGUAUGUGGCUAUCUUACAGUAAAUGUCAGAAACUGAAACUUGGUCAACAUUGAUGUUUACGAGUAUAUUUUAAGAUGUUAAGGCUUGAUGGGAAAUCUCGGAGAUAUUUGUAUCAUGAGAUUUGUUUUUAGCAUUACGCUGUGGGAUGGUAAAUCUCUUUAACCAUUAGAUGAUGGAAAUAAAGCUGACAUUUGCACAUUUACUGAAGGCUCUUAGGGCUUGACAUUUAGUGGCAAGUAAUAAUGUGGUCACCAGGAGUCCACACUGACUCAAUGGCACACUUUACCUUUAAUAAAAGAGUAUCCUGCUAUUUCUCUUUGGAUCUCUUUAAAUUAGCCAGUAAAUGUCACAUUCCUGACUAUGCAACAUAUGAUUUGAUUGAAUGCCAGUUUUGUAAUGUAACAUUUUGACUGUCCUUUCUAUAGAGUGCAGGACUGCUGCAUACCUAGAGGAUUCCCAGUUGAUGUCCAAUCACAUAGCCAUAAGCUUUCCUAUCAAUACAGGUUUUUUAAUCAGAAUUUUUUCCAGCCCUUUGAUAUUCAUUGAUAUAAAAUUAGUCAUACAUGAUACAGAAAUGUUUACUCAUUAACUGAUGGCUUUCAACAAUACAAAGAAUCAAAGGACACAGCUUUUUUCAUUCUGGGGAUUGUGAGAUUCCCUGCCUGUAUGGCACAGGGGUAGUUGAAAUCCUUGAACAUGUUUUAUUAUACAGGUGGCCCUCAUCACCUAUGGUCCCGGCACCUGCAGUUUCGCAUAUCUGCGGUUGGGUCAUAGGGACCCAGUUUCAUUAUUCGUGGGGUGAAAAUAGGACUAUUUUUGUAGUGGAGUGGAAACUUAGGCUUGUUGUUUAUUGAACAAAGUUACUAAGGUUUAUAACUUACCAAAUCAUAAAAAACAGUCUUACUCUGAGUGAAUGAUAUUCUUAACAGGAAAAUAACAGCCUCAAGCGUCCAGUAAGAAAUACAAACUGACGAAUCAGUCUACAGAACUGAUGAUUGACACGAACAUUGCUAACUACCCCAAGCCUAUACUCAGAUAUACAUACAAUGCAUCAGAGGGAAGAACAAAUACAAUGUAUAUACACAUACAUCUCAACAAUUUUUGCCUAUUCGUGGUUCUUGAGUGGCCGGAAAUGACUUCUGACAUAAUUUCCUGCCACCAUUUUGUAGUGCUGAGCCAUUUUAUUGCUCUUUUCUGGGGGGAAGGGGAAACACCCUAAAAAAAGAAUAAAAACUGGAGUAUUUGGAAGUUUUGGGGGCAUUGUUGGAGAGCUGAAGAACUAGAGAACAAGGUACUAUGCUUAUUUCUACACCCCUCCCCCCGUUUUUUAUUGUGAUUUUCAGCACACUUCAGUGUGCUUAGGAAACUACCCACCCCCACCCCCCCCGCACCAAUCCCCAUAGAGUUAAGGUCUCUUUAUUUAUGAUUUCGUUAUCUGCACAUAUAGGUGGGAACGGAACCCACACAAAUAAAGAGGGCCUUCUGCAUUACUUGUUUUACCACAAUCUUAGAUUUAUCACAAUCUUAGCUUUAUUGCUUGUUUUAUCACAAUCUGCUUGUUUUACCACAAUCCACUUUGGUGUAGUUUCCCAAGUCACUCUGAUCAAUUCUAUAUUUCCUGGCUCUUUUCAGACAGCUACCACGGUGUCACUCACAAUGUUGCAAAUUUUUAUGUUGCCGUGUGUAAAGUUCACCACCAGCUAACUGUGUGUGCUUGUAAUUUGUGAGUGUACACUGUAGAAUAUUUCUUGGUAUAAUUAUAUUGGCCUGUGGCCAUAAGAAAGGAUUUGAUUUGAAGUAUGAAUUUUAUUGUAUUUGCUAAAAUGAUUUGUGAUAAAUAUAUUUUUAAAGUGCUCUUUUAAAGUGUCUUGAUUUAAACCAAACUGAUUUCCUUUGCUUCAUGAUGCAUUUGACCUUUAAUCAGAAUUUGAAUGGGAAAUCCAGGCAUUCCAAGCCUCUUUGAUUGCUGGCAUACUGAGCUGAGGAUUUGUUGUAUUUUGGGAGUUUAAUCAGACAGUUAAAAAGAGCUGCUUUAGAUGGCAGCAUUGAUUAUGGUUUUGUCUUCCAGGAUGGUAAUUAUGUAAAGCUAUUACAAAAAAUAUAUUGCUCAGAUUGAACAUAAUUAUAUUUAUUAUUGAACCGUUAUGAUUUUUUGGUUGAAAACAGCUAUUGCUGUGAGGCAAUUUUUUCUCUCUUUAGAACACUUAGUGUGUUUUGGAUGUUAUGCCAUUGUGGUUUCUUUUUCUUUUCUGUAAUAGGUCCAUCAAUGACCCUAACUCACUAGCACAAUCCCAGCACAUAGUGAGUUGAUAUCACAUUAGUUGUCAUUUAGAUGGGGCUAUCUGAUGACUUCAGAGGGCACUGGCAAGCUCCCAUUCAGGAGGAGAGAGGAGGUGGCGUUGCUCACAGGCCCUCAAACUGGCCCAAUUUGCUCUGAAAUGUCAUGGCCAUCAGGUGGCCAUCACCUUCCCCUCCCCCUCUGUAGUGGAGUGUAACAAAGCUGAAACUGAAACUUAUGAAGGCUAUUGAACAAUGUUACUAAGGUUUAUUACUUAACUAUUACCAAAUUAUAAACAGCAGUUCUACUCAGAGUGAAAGAUCAUCCCAACAGAAAAAUAAUAGUCUCAAGCGUCCAGUAAGAAAUACAAACUGACCAAUCAGUCUACAGAACUGAUGAUUCACAAACAUUCUAAACUCUACCCCAAGCCCCACAGAUAUACAUACUCAACCUCAGAGAUAUACAUACAUCAGAGGCAAGGACAAUGUCACAGAAAUCCCAACAUUCCCCUUCUCGUUGUUCCUUUUAUUUAUGAGCCCAAUUGCCAUCUGCAGAUUUUGAAAUUGUUCUCUGGUUAAUGGUUUUGUCAAUAUGUAUGCAAACAUUUCUUUUGAAGCACAAUAUUUUAUAUCUGGCCACAAAUUAGAACAGGUUAUGCAAUUUAAGUACAGUCCUUCAGGCAAAUAAGACCAAUAAUGCCCAUAGGGAUUAUAUAACGCAAAACGCCCAAAAAGUAGCUUUGGCACUCUAUUCCUUACAUCUUAGGAAACGAGCACAAUCAGUACAGGUGGUUUUUGAAUUGUUCAGAGCUAAGGCCCUUGCCCUGUUGCUGGUUGGGGCACAGUUGGGCCCUUAUGCGGAUAUACGGAAGGUAGAAGCGGUUCAAUCUAAAUUCCUUAGGGUUAUGUUGCGGGUAGCUCGUUUGGCUCCCAAUGCUUGUCUUAGAUUAGAAGUGGGAUGACUUCCUGUCGAAGCCAGAAUCUGGAAAGCCAUUUUUGGCUAUUGGCUUAAAUUGGUUUUUUUUCCAGCUCGUCUCGCCCCACUGGUUCUGCUGGAUGAUUAUAAGACCAGAUGGGAAAGUGCAAUUGACAGGAAAUUAAGCUGGUUGGGGUUUUCACUUCCGGCAAUAAGGGAGUUAGGGUUUGCCAAGGCCAGAGACACUAUAAACCAGCGUAUAAGUGACAUAGCCAGACAGAGCGAUAUUAGUAAAGUGGGGUAUGGCGUACGGAUGGGAACCCAAAUAAAUAGACAAUGUUUGGCACGAUACUUACGAAAGAUAAAUUAUGUGGAGCAUCGUAGGGCCUUAACAGCGGCUAGGCUGAAUGUGUUGCAGUCGGCAGUGAUGGAAGGGCGAUUUCAUAAGGUUCCCUAUAACCAGAGAUUAUGUCCAUGUUUGGCAGGAGAAGUGGAAUCUACCGAGCAUAUAUUGUUGUAAUGUAGUUUCUAUAGGGAUCUCAGAGAAGAGUUAAUUACCCCUGUAUUACGUCAGUUUGGGUCAGCUUCAGAGCAAGUGAAAGUAGAUUUUUUUAUUGGCAGAUUUGAACGAUUCUAUUUCCUUGAGAGUUGCAAAGUUCUGCUUUAUAGCAGGCAAACUACGGCAGAGGAGGGUCGAAAGGAGUGAUGCAGGGUUUGAGUAGCAGAAAUUUGGUGAAGGUUUACUGCAUUAGUAUUUGCUUCCUUUUUGUUGUAUCGUAUUAUUAUCUGCUUUUAUUCUGUAACCUGAUUGUAUUAUUCUGUAGUAGUUUUAUUCUAUUUGGCUGUUGGCUGUAAUAAAGUGGAUGAUGAUGAA
This is a messenger RNA of Hemicordylus capensis (graceful crag lizard), 5395 nucleotides long. It is a transcript of the gene PARVG, whose product is annotated as parvin gamma. Gene Ontology annotation, biological process: establishment or maintenance of cell polarity; actin cytoskeleton organization; cell projection assembly. The transcript is spliced from 14 exons. NCBI's taxonomy places the organism in Eukaryota, Metazoa, Chordata, Lepidosauria, Squamata, Cordylidae. The record is from RefSeq and is a predicted model, not a curated record. Gene Ontology annotation, cellular component: cytoplasm; actin cytoskeleton; focal adhesion. The coding region runs from base 279 to 1244 and encodes 321 amino acids. Gene Ontology annotation, molecular function: actin binding.